AUGAACACUGAGGAGCGGAUCGCACAAUACACGGUCAUCAAAAACGCCAUCAACACCUACACUCCACUUGUGAGAGGAUUCCUCCACGAUCUGAUCGUCGCCGAAAGAUCAGUAGAGGAUCGGGAGAAGAUCUUGACUCUCCGGAGCGAGAAGAAGACCAGAUUUUUCGAUGAAGAGAAUAAGAAACUUGGAGUCACUGCAGGGAAAGAUAUUGGAACCGGCGAAUGGGUUCUGGAGAUGACAGGAAAGGUGUUUCUUGAUUCAGAAGUCAAAGACAGAGCGGUUAUGACGUGUGGAGCUUCCCACCAUCUCUAUCAAGGGAUCCCGUGUGGAAGAGACAACGAAUCAAUUUGCAUGGCGGUUUGGAUGAAAGAUACCAUCGGGAUGUACAUUCGCCGAUCGUGCCAGCCGACUUGCCAGCUAGUUCAUCACUUUGGAACUGAGCUUCACCUGGUAGUCGAAGCACUAAAACCUCUGAACGGAGGAGAUGAAGUGACCUUGGCUCACGAAUCGGAUUGCCUUGGAUCGCAACACCAAUUGAAAUGUGCCGAGCAUGAGAAGAACCCAGACGACUGCCCAAUGGAACAAAAGAGACUGUUGAGAAAGGCGCAAAAUGAGAAUCCGGCUGCUUAUUCUUUAACGGUCACUUUGACCGAGUCGGGGGAAGAAGAAACUAUUGUUGCACUGCCCCCAAAUCAGCCACUGGUCGUCGAAGAAGUGGUCGUAUCCAACUUAUCAUCCGACAGCUCCGCUCGCUCCUCGCCAGAAGCUCCGGAAUCUCCACUAUCUGAAGUGCUUCUCCCUCCACCUCAGAAAAAAAGACGUGAAAAUGAAAAAAAUCCAAUCAAGGUUCCGUCGCCAGCUUCUUUCUCGGUUUCUCAACGGGCACAUCUCCACUAUUCGCCACCUUCUUCACCACAGCCACAACAGCCACGUGGCAACUUUUCGCCAAAGGCAGUUUUGGCUUCUGAAUACCUUACCAACAUAUGGACAACUGAUAGAGUCCAGCAAAUGGCGAAGAAGGAUACGCCACUCGAGAAAAAUCUUCAAGCUUUGCCGAUCCUCCCCAACGACAAACUUAAUAACGGUGAAGGUUCGGAUCGAGCACCCCAAGUUGCUGAGUCAGAUGAAGUCAUGCACGAUUCCACUUCUGGCAACCAAGGAGAGCUCGAUGAGCCGCCGAGAGCCGUGUCUCCGCUGAAUAAUGUCGAUUCGUCGUCAACAAUUUCAAAUAUGGUGCACAAUAAGGAGCAGAGAACGCAGUACACGGUUGCACUGCCCCCAAUUCAGCCACUGGUCGUCGAAGAAGUUGUCGUAUCCAACUCAUCAUCCUACAGCUCUGCUGGCUCCUUGCCAGAAGCUCCGGAAUCUCCACCGUCUGAAGCGCUCCUCCCUCCAUCUCACAAAAAAAGACGUGAAAAUGAGCAAAAUCCAAUCGAGGUUCCGCCGCCAGCUUCUUCAUCGGUUUCUCGACGGGUACAUCUCCAAUAUUCGCCACCUCCUUCACCACAGCCACAACAGCCACGUGGCAACUUAUCGCCAAAGGCUUUUCGAGCUUCUCAAUGCUUUACCAAUCCAUGGACAACUGAUAGAGUGAUGAAACCUACGGAGACGACACUCGAGAGGUAUAUUCGGGCCAACUGCCAACCUGAUGACGGUGAAGAUUUGGAUCGAGACUCGACACUCGACACGCCACUCGAGAGGUAUCUUCAGGCUUUGCCGAUCCUUCCCAACGACCAACUUAAUAACGGUGAAGGUUCGGAUCGAGCACCCCAAGUUGCUGAGUCAGAUGAGGUCAUGGACGAUUCCAUUUCUGGCAACCAAGGAGAGCUCGAUGAACCGCCAAGAGCCGUGUCUCCGCUGAAUAAUGUCGAUUCGUCAUCGACAAGUUCAAAUAGUGGCGUUCGUCAACCAAGAACCGAACAAUUGGCUGCUGAUGAACGUGCGGCAACUCGGCGGAGAGGAGUUGCAGAAGGUGAAGCUCAGCGGAAAGCUGCUGCGAUUGCACGCAGAAAUCGUGCUUCAACCAACAGAAAUUCUUCAAAAAAUAACGCUGUCGUAAACGAGUGUGCCGUGGUGAGAAUCGUCGGCAAGCGUAUUACACAACGAGGAAUCGAAUACCAAGUGAAAUGGGAAGGAUGGCCAGAAGACUCAAAUACUUGGGAACCGCUCAACAAUCUGAAUUGCAAGGAACUUGUGGACAGAUAUGAGAAGGAGAAGAAAGCGGAAAGACCAAGAACAGUGGCAAGACGGGCACUCUCAUCUACAUCCACCCAAUCUCCAAGACGUGGUGAUCAGAGUUUGAAGAAAAUCAAGACAGUCGAAAAAGAAAAUGGAGAUCUUCAAUUCAACUGUGAGAUGCGGGAUGGGUCUGAAAAACAAAUCCCGAAUUCCACAGUCUACGGAAAGUAUGGAACCAAAGCUGUCCAAUUCUUCGACCAAAACGUUCUUGCUCAAAUGGAAGAGGGGGAGUCCAGACCCUAA
Molecule: messenger RNA, 2484 nt
Organism: Caenorhabditis remanei
Lineage: Eukaryota; Metazoa; Nematoda; Chromadorea; Rhabditida; Rhabditidae
Exons: 12
Coding region: 1-2484 (827 amino acids)
Biological process (GO): heterochromatin formation
Molecular function (GO): protein binding
Source: RefSeq, a predicted model, not a curated record